Notolabrus celidotus (New Zealand spotty) is the source of this 5091-nucleotide messenger RNA. Its product is annotated as DENN domain-containing protein 1C. Gene Ontology annotation, molecular function: phosphatidylinositol phosphate binding; guanyl-nucleotide exchange factor activity. Gene Ontology annotation, biological process: endocytic recycling; endocytosis. NCBI's taxonomy places the organism in Eukaryota, Metazoa, Chordata, Actinopteri, Labriformes, Labridae. The transcript has 22 exons. Gene Ontology annotation, cellular component: intracellular membrane-bounded organelle; cytosol. Bases 158 to 2746 code for a protein of 862 amino acids. The record is from RefSeq and is a predicted model, not a curated record.
CACUCCACCGCUGAUUGUGCAGACUGCGGCUGCUGCUGCUGUCGUCGGCCUUCCUUUACAUCACAGCUCGAACAGAGGAAUGACUUUGUGACAGCAGACCCACUGAAGACCUCUUCCCUCCUGGACAAACACAUGGACAUACACACAUCCAGACAGCAUGGGCUCCAGACUGAAACAAAACCCUGAGCAAACCUUCCACUGGUUCUUUGAAGCCACUUGCCCCGUAGCCAGAGACAAAGAUCCUGGUGUGCUGUUUCAGUUUCCAGAGGACUUCAGUGAUGAGGAGUCUUACCAAACAUUACCCAGGUUCUGCUUCCCGUACGACAUACAAAGAGUGAGGGAUGGAGUAGCCGUGCAGCACUUUACUUUCGUUUUGACUGACCUGGAAGGAUGCCAACGAUUUGGCUUCUGUCGUCUCACAAACAGCACACAAACCUGCCUUUGUAUACUCAGUUAUCUUCCCUGGUUUGAAGUCUUUUACAAACUCCUCAACAACUUGGCUGAUUACCUCUCUAAAGGACAGACCAAUGAGAUGAAAGAACUCCUGACUGCCCUCUACAAGCAGCCCAUACCGCUGGCAGCUGGAUCCGUUACUCUGCAGAUGGUUCCUUACUUCAUCGCUCCAGACCCAAGAAGUCUCCCUUCCAUCCCUGAAAAUAGGAACCUGACUGAGCUGAUAGUAGCUGUAGAUGUGGGGAACCUGCUCCAGCUCUAUGCCAGCAUGCUGUUUGAGAGACGCAUACUCAUCUUCGCCAGCAAACUCAGCACUCUGACGUCUUGUGUACAUGCUCUCAACGCUGCGUUAUACCCCAUGUACUGGCAACACAUCUUCAUUCCUGUUCUACCCCCCCAUCUACUGGACUACUGCUGUGCACCCAUGCCUUAUCUAAUAGGGGUCCACACUAGUCUUUCUGAGAAGGUGAGAGGCCGUGGGUUGGAGGAAGUUGUUAUUCUAAAUGUGGACACAAACACUCUGGAAACCCCCUUUGAUGACUUGAAAAAGAUACCUUCAGAAGUGAUGUCUGCCUUAAAGGUGUCUUUGAAGCGUGCAGCAGUGAGUCCUGGCUGUGGUGUCUCGAGGGCCUUCCUCAAAGCUCAGGCUCAGCUGUUCGGUGGCUACAGGGACGCGCUGCAGGCUAACCAGGAGGAUGAAAUGUAUUUCAGCGAGGAGCUGUUUCUAGAUCACAAGUCAUCCAGCAUGAGGCAGUUCCUGCUGAGUGCUGUUCAUCUCCAGUUCUUCAAACAGUUUAUUGAUAGCCGCUUGGAUAUUCUGAACAAAGGGAAGGAACCAGAUGAUCUCUUUGAGGAGGAGAUCUUAAAGUGUGAAACAACUGCAGGGAGAGGAAAAUCUUAUCAGCAUUUGGUCGGCAAUUUAAAGAAGGGUGGAGGAGCGCUCAUCCUGAACAUGAGGUCCAAAGCAAACUUAAGGCCCAAAGGUCUCACCAAGUCUGGUUUGAAAAACCUGUUGAUGCAUAAGACCCACAGUGACGAACACUCCCUUCAGAGAGGAGGAUCAGUGACACACCGUCGUGCCCAAUCAGACUGUUUGCAGAACCGCCUGCCGAUCACACAACACUUUGGGAUGUCACGUCCUCGUCGACCUGUCCACAAACACAGGGCUCCUAGAGAUGAGGGGAACUCGAGGGACUCUGGAGAAACAUGGGACGGAGCUGUGUCUGAGCCUUUGCUUGAACCGGACUCGGAGCUCCAGGAGGAUGAAGACGAGGGGCAAGAUUCCUUGCUGUGUGAUGCGGAGGAGAUGGAUCUGCUGGGGGAGAUCUUUGACACGCUCAGCUCCCGAAGCUUCCCUGAGCGUGGCCUGCUGUACGGCACACGCAGCCUGGAUCUGUUUGGAUCUGACAGCAAUGACUACAUCACGAAGGUUGGUUUUCCUGGCAACCCCAGCCAGGAGAGUCUGUUUUUGUCUGCCAGCGGCAGCGGAAGCCUGCACAGCUGGAACCAGGAAGUUGCAGAGGAACCGUCCGAUCUAAUGGAAGACUCUGAUUGGCAGAGCCUGGAUACCGGCAUGCCAGAAGAAGAAGAGACAGAGAGUCUACUUGCAGCGUGUGAAAUAAGAGAGCAAGACAGUGGACGAGAACAGGAAGAAGUAAAUGCAGCAAUAAACGGGAAUCAAGAAGAAGAAACAGAAGACAGAAAUGACUUCAAGGGGGGGGAGUCAGAGGAAGAGAGGAAGACAGCUUGUCAAGAUAAGAGAGAGAGUUUGGGUGAGGAUGCAAUGAAAGAAACAACAGAGAAUCAAGAGGCAGAAGAGCUGAAAGAGGAUGAGCAAAAUCAGACUGAAGAGUCGGCUGAGGACGAGGUGACGGAAAAAGGAACAGAUGAAAUGCAGAAAGAUGCAACAAGAGAAGAGGAGGAGAAAGAGAACCAGGAAAACAAGCUAACAACUCUGAAUCCUCAUCACCCUGACCCUGAACCUCCAGUAGCUCAGGACAACAGAGAAGAAGCGGUUCAGAAAGAGGAGCAGGAGAUAAGACAGACCUCCUCUCCUCCCAAAGUGCUUUCAGCUGUAGCACGCUUCCAGUCUCAGGGGCAGAGUCCGAGGCCGCUGAUGAAGUCCAAAGAUCUGAACGAACCUGGGAGAGUAUGGAACAGGUUUCAGGGCAAGGACAACGCACAAACUAAUCGGCCAUGUGACUCAGAGAAAAACGGCUCAGAGGGGCACGAGGAAGAGGAGGAGGGGCCGCCGAUCAAAGUGUCUGAGCUGAAGAAGAGGUUUGAAGGUUAGAGGAUCAAACACAAGUUAGCUGUGUGAAUACCUUCCUGAUUUAUUUUGUAUACUGACCUUUCAAACCACCUUCCCCUUAUAAAGAAUUUAACUAUGUUUGAAGUCUCAGCUGAAUGAGGCGCCUGUUAUCAAGAGGUACAACCAUCAGGUAGAUUCCUUAAAGUCACUCCACAGCAUGAUGAAAACUCAUCUCCUCUUCUCCUCAGUUAUCGACUAAAGCAAUAAACAAGUUGACAUAAAACAUUUAUUCAAAGAUGAUGGUCAGGGAUGCUUCCACAGCAGCAGGUUCUUAUCAGCCUGUUUGUGGGACAAGUUAACAUUAAACUGAACAUUUCAAUCAACAGUCAAGUUAAAACCAAGCGGCAACUUCCGGUCUUAAAAUAUGAAACCCAUGCAGAAGUGCAGUUCUAGGGUGUCCACUUGAGUCUGGCUGCAGAAACACCGGACACCACAUACACACCCAUUCAAAGAAGAGGAUCUUUACAGCAGAAAUAAACAUGUUAACAGCUGAUGUUUUUAACCAGGCUGUAAACAUGUUUAUUAAUGCUGCAAAGAUCGUCUUCCUUGAAUGGGUGUGUAUGUGGUUUCCGGUGUUUCUGCAGUCAGCCUCAAGCGGAUUCUCUAUGAAUUGCAGUUUAUAACACUUCCGCAUGGGCUUCAUAUUUUAAGACCGAAGUUUGCUGCUUGGAAGAGGAUCAAACCCCGCCUCUUUACCUCACACUAGCUCGACAUAAGUUAGGUUGAGUUCAGCAUUACCAAUAUGGCACCGGCCGACGAUUGGCUUCAAAACAGCGCUUAGGAACAGGUGGGUGGCAUCACGGAUACUACGUCCAUAUUUUAUAGUCUAUGGUUAAAACAUUAGUCAGAGUGCUUGUUAUAAAAAUCACCUUAAAGUGAACAGGACUCAUGCAGGAAUAUUCAUGUUGACAUUUCUGACCAUAGACAUAAACGAUGCAAAUAUCAUAACUUUUACAUCCUACUAUCACCAUCCUUCAGGGUUUGAGUCCCUGUGUAGUCGGCUCUGCCGCUGUUGACAGAACCUAUGAUGAAUUACUCUCCAUGUUGUUUAGCCGACUGAUUUAGAGGGACAACAAAACGAAACUUUGUGCCACAGUGUCAACUGGCAGAAGUGAAACAUGCCAGGCUUCUUAUUACAUGUGAUUAGAAACUUUUAUGGAAGCCUGACCAAUCAGAAUCAAUUAUCUUACGCAGGGGUAUAAAAAGUAAGGAAGUCAGGUAACAAAUUGUGUUAGGUAUGGUAAGCUAACGGCCAAAUUCCACCAGAUCCGUCACGGCACCGGAUCUGAUAGGUUUCAAUUCUAUUCAAUGUGUUAACUUCCACUGGAUCCGCUCUGUUGCGUCCCAGCUACGUCUCUGAUCCGGCAGGUCGGAUCACAAUGGAUCAGAUACGCAAGACUUUGAUUUUUGCUGGAUGCCGGAGUCAUCAAGUCAGAGGUUUUCAGAGGACCAGAAAGACAACAUGGAUGAGGAUAGGAGGAAGAGAAUCCUUGAUUCAGUGAUUUCUGCAGGAAAACCUCGGUUGCACGACUCAAGCUGUCUGGCGGUCCUGCUCCGUGCUGUGUUCCAAAAACGCAACCGGUGAGUGUUGACGGACGAGAGAGCACGGAGUCGGACCUCAGCGGAUUGGAGAAAGACCGGACCCGGAUCUGGUGGAAGUACCGUGUAACUAAGCGAGCAUUGGUCUAUACUCCACCCACUUUCUCUGCAAUGAGAGGUUUUGGAUAGCACUCGGUGUGCAUGGUUUAAGAAAGGCCCUAUGCCCUUCAGAUCCUUAAAUAUCAUUAAUAAUGUGUCAAAGCAUUUCAAAGAGCUCCGCGUAUUCGUAAAGCUAAAAACAUGUAGCUUUAAGCAAACAUUAGAGAAGCUGGAGGAACAAAGGGUUCGUCACCAGAGGAACUAAAGCGUGUGUUUAUUAUAAUGAAGGAACAUGUCCCUCUGCGUGCUUAACCUUAGAGUUGUUUUGAUCACUCUUUCAGGGAUUGUUUGUUUCAGGACUUCCUCACUGGGGCACGAACCGGUUGGUAGUUCUCUUUGCCCAGGCAGAUAUUUAAUUUUAUAAAAUAUUUAAAUGUCAUUCAUAUAAAAUGACAAUUAAAAUUAAAUGUGAAGCAACUAUGCAGAAACAGAGAAAUUAAUUCCUUCACAAUUAUAAAUAUUUUGCAUAUCUGUUUCCCCUUUGUUAAUGUCUCUUUGCUGAGUGUAGGGGUGUGAGAGAGAUUUGCACACCUCCAGCUUCUCCCAAAUAAACUGACAUUUUGUGGAUGAUCCAUACAUUUUUGUAAAGUUUGAAUUUCUUAAACCAAAAUAAACUGAACCUUUUUGAA